GAGAUAAAAAUGCUGAAGAGGAAUUAAUAAAAUGUGCCGAUGAUUACGUAGUUGAAAAUUGCACAAAUAAAGUGAUUAAAGAUAAAAAGAGAAAUGCAGUAGUUACUGUGCAAAAUUCAACUACACCAGAAAAAUGUAACGAUGCAGUUUCUAAACAAAAUGAUGAUGGAUCUUUUGAAAUUAGUGAGACGAUUUGUGAAGAGAUAGACGUUCCCAUUACAGAAGUCGUAACUACAAUAAAGAAAGAUACACAAAACGAGAAACUUAAAUCACCCGAAUCCGAGCCGUGGUGGAAAACAGCACUUGCUCUCAGUUACCUUAAAGUCGCUGCACCACAUCACGAAAAUCUAUGGAAAGAUAAAUACAAUAAAGCUCGUGAAUAUCUUUCUAAACAAAUUGGAAAUAAAGAUGCUGAAGAGGAAUUAAUAAAAUGUGCCGAUGUGUACGUAGUUGAUAAUGUCACUAAGAAGGUUGAGAAAGAUCAUAAGAAAGCCGCUGCACUUCCUCUUGUUCAAGAUGCAGCUUCUCCCGAGAAAUGUAAAGAAAUUGUAUCUAAACAAAAAGAUGAUGGCUGCAUUGAAUUGGACGAUUCAGUGUGUAAAGAAUUAGAUACUCCUAAGGAAGAUAUUAUUACCACAAUUCAAAAGAACAUUACUAACAAUAAACUUAAAGUACCUGACCUUUCAACAAGUCUUUCAACCGCUGUUAAUCUCUCAUAUCUUAAAAAUCUUGCACCUCACCAUGAAGGUGUAUGGAAAGACAAAUAUGAUAAAGCCCGUGAAUAUCUUUCUAAACAAAUUGGUGAUAAAGAUGCUGAGAAUGAAUUAUUAGAUUGCACCGAUGAAUAUGUUGUUGAUAAAGCAACGAACAAAGUAAUUGAGGAAAAGAAACGUGAUGUAAUUGAACUUAAGAAAGAUGAAAUACCUAAAACUGAAAAACCUAUUAAAAACUUUUUCGGUGGUCUUUAUGAGAAGGCUGCCAAACUUG
Messenger RNA from Dentiscutata erythropus, 987 nucleotides. Lineage: Eukaryota; Fungi; Glomeromycota; Glomeromycetes; Diversisporales; Gigasporaceae. The record is from the annotation of a GenBank genome assembly.